Tuber aestivum (summer truffle) is the source of this 2721-nucleotide messenger RNA. Lineage: Eukaryota; Fungi; Ascomycota; Pezizomycetes; Pezizales; Tuberaceae. The record is from the annotation of a GenBank genome assembly.
AUCCCUGGCUGCACCUCUGAACUGCCACAGGCCACACCAUCUUGGUCCUCACCCACCUAAGAAACACCCUUGACACUCUGGACGCGAGCCUAACCAAUCCUUCCCCAAGUCGUGGUCAUUCCCGAUUGAACUGCAUAUAAACCAAUGGGGCGGCACUUCCUGCUGAGCUGUGCAGGCCCUACUGUACCAGCUCAAUUACUUGCCUCCGGAAACCUAGGUAGGAUAUAAGAAAACCCACGGCAACUCUCGUCCGAAGUCGGUUUUCCCAUUCAUACCACGCCAACCUUACGACCAGCUCAGCGAAAUAAGAAAAACUCUUGCUCGCCCUUGCUCUGGUGCUGUCAGACCUCACACAACCUGAAACAACCUGCAACAUAAGUCCCCGAUCAAGUCAACCCCCGAUACCCACGAUCAAUAGCUCAACCAAAUCCUCGCAUCACAAAUCAUCGCCCCCGAUCGAGGUUUUCCUCUGCUUGCACUUGAAGCCUCGAAUCUUCGUGAAUCUUCGUCGGCAGGAACCGACUGCAAUCCAUUUCUCUUUUCUCGGUUGGCGAAUCAACUUCUUAGUUCGCCUUGAGCCAAAAGAUCCCAAAUUUUACCACACCAGGAGUUGCUGGAUAAAGCUUCUCAACCAUCGUAAACACUGGCCAGACGUUAUAUAACAGGAGUGAUGCCGACCCACGCACCAACACCUCCAAGCACUACUAGCUAUUCCUUUGUUUCCUAUCCCACAGACUACAUAUAUCCACACAACAACUACUGUGCACCACCACAGAGUGUGCACCCAAUGCCCGGAAUGUCAAUGCCACAAAUGGAACUCCCUGGAGUAGCAAAAUCUGGACCGCCCUCGUAUCCAUCACCAUACGCAACAAAUAUGGCAUACGCUCACCUCGGCCCUAUGGGCAACCCGACGCCCCCAAGCGUGAGCCCAAUGCUCGCUCACUCUCACCUCCCACCAAGCCCCGUCAUGCAUAACCCACAUUCACUUCCGCAAACACCACCCACUAGCCCCGACCGAUGCAAUGCGGACACCAAGGUUAUGCGACACAUCCUCACCGCCAUGACAAAGAUGCAGAGCACAAUGAAGGAUCUGGCGGAACGACAAGAGCAAAUCCUCGACCGGAUGAGCUUGCUCGAGCAGCGUGGUAGGUUUUACACCCAGCCAAUCCGCGGGAAAUGGUGCUAACGGUCUAUAAAUAUAGUUGGGCGAAUGGAUGAGGGCAUAAGCACACUUCUGGAGCAAUCGGAGGUGAUUGUCGACAAUUCGAAGAGCAUCCGAGUACGGGUGGACGACAGCGAGAGGUACAGUUAAAGCCCAAACCAGCUCUAUUGCAUGGGAUAAUAGGCUAAUCCCUCAAACAGUCAGGAUGCACAAGAUGCCUUCGAAAAUAGGCUAACAGCCCUGAUGGACGGUGUUGUCGAGAAGCUUGUCGGUGGGAUCGGCGAUGAGAUCAAGGACAUCAAACGACUUGUGAAAGAUACCGAGAAAUAUGUGAAGUUCGAUCCAUUCAGCUGGAACGGCCGAAUGGCCCUCGGACAACGAUACCGCGACGCCAUAAUCUUGGGCGAAGAGGAGCAGAAAGAGGUUGACGUCGUCGAAUGACUUCACAUAUAUUCCUUUCAUAUUUCCCGUCUGUUGUCUUUCAUUAGCGGAGUAGGUCUGUUGGCAGCAUUUUCAUGGAGUGUACUCUAACCAGUUGUUUCAACUUUGGUAUAUUGGGGGCUGGUUGCUUUUACGGUGUUUUCUGCUUCUUGUACCUAUUUCGGGUCUUUCUUUUUCUUCUUCUUUUGUCCAUGGUUGCACUGGUCUGUGUCUUCUUUCUGUCCAUAGUCACCGCAGGAGUAGGAGCCCAUGGGCGGGGUAAGAUGCUCCCAAACUGGAGUCGCAGCAGCUUUCCGAACCCCGCCGGUUCAACAAAUCAUAACUACUACUCCCAAUUAUUUGCAGCCCCAGGCAGAAAUUUUAAGAUCAUUGUUUCAGUUCAGACCCUAACGGUCGUGAAGGCAGUCCGAUGCAUACGCAUCCGUCCCGUCUCCCGUCUUUUCACCCCCGCACCAUAACAAGGGAUAACGCCAUCGGUAUUGCCAAUGGUUUGUUCAGAAAAAUUCACCAACACAGCCGGCCAAAAAUAACCAACUUCCCGGCUGGUAAACAUAUCCCAAAAUCCAUUCAACCCUAGGAUUGCAUCUGAGUGUCAUUCGGAACUUUGUGCCACCGGAGUUAAAGGGCCUCCCAUAGGUCUUACACAUUCCGCAUGCGAGAUGGCAACGACCCAGCCCGUGCAGGGGAUGACCGCGACUCGAGAGGGCUCGCUUUGCAGCGAGAAAACCCAACCCCAUAGGUCAAUUUCCCCGACCAAGGUAGGAUAUCGGUUGAUAGCCAAGGAACAUCACUUCGGGCACCCCAAGUGAGGUCAAGUACGGUGGAGGGCGGAUCGUGUCCUGCUGACAGCAAAAAAGAAAACCCCCCCCCUUUUUUCUCUUUCUAGGCUCACCAGCAGCCGAAUAGAUAUCAUAGGCAAUCGCAGGCGGUACGAGCAGAUGUCAACCCAUCCUAAUGCUGGAAUCGCCUGAACAGCCUGUCAGUGCAUAUAUCCCUGUACAGUACAUUACAGUAAAUAAAUAGAUAGACUUACGAGUUGAUUUAUAACUGCCAUCAUGUCGGUUGUUGUAAUCUUCUACGCUCUGCAGGUGAAGAAAUUUUCUCUCAAGGGUUGUAUC